AGAUACUUUCUGUGAGGUUCAAAGAAAAAGUGAGAAGAGAAGAAAGAGGUGGAUCUCAAAAACAAACAGAAUAUAGCAAUCAAUUUCAUCUUUUGCUUCGUAUUUCUUCACUACCCAUCAAUGCUUAAGAAGCUCAACAGAAUCACUAGGCUCAAUCUUGGGCAUUCUAUCUCCAUCACCGCAGCAUUUAAACAAUACUCAACCCUUCCCUUAAACCCUUAUGCAAACCCCACAGAGCCCUUAACAAAACCCCGGCUCAAGAUCCUUGUUCUUUCCCAAUACUCUCAUGUAAACUUCUCCAAUCUUGUCAAGAAUGUCAUUGCUUUGCCCUCUGUCCUCCUCACUGCCUGCCAAAGCCUCAGCAGCCCUCGCAACACAAUGCCAGAGACAACUCAGUCGCUUCCUCAUUUUCUGGAUUCCGUCUCCAAAUGCUUCUCCAUAAUUGAAAUGAGUGGUGAAAUUAGAGAAAAUGAGUUUGAUAUUGAGUCUUGCUCUAUGAGGAUGGUAUUGGAAAUUGUCUAUGAUGAACAGUUUGUCACAUUUUCUUACGGGGCUGUGUUGGGAUGGGAAGGCAUACUGCAAUUAGAUAAAUUGUAUGUGUUUAUUGAGGAGAAAAUUAAGGAUAUGAUGUUGAUUGGUAUGCUCAAGAGGUUGUUUGAAUGUGAAGUAGUGAGAAUUGAACUGGGUGGGUGUUAUUUACGAAGAGGGUUUCCUCAAGAAUCUGGCUUGUGUUCAAUUUUGAUUAAUAUUUACUUUGAUAGUUUGGAUAAAGAGAUCCAGGAUAUGCGCCUUAAAAUGAAUCAGAAUGAUCUCAAACUUGAUUUGAAUGAGCUUGUUUCCACCUCAAAUGUCUUUUAUAAGUCAGAAAAGAUAUAUGCUGUAAGGUGCUUGGAUGAGUUAUUGGUAAUAACAUCAGGGUCUAAGAUUUCAAUAUUGGACUUGAAGAACCAGAUCUUGAAAUUUUUGGAGGUGAAUUUAGAUUUGAAGGUUGAUAGAGUAAAAACAGCUGUCCAUGGUGCUGUUUCAGAGAAAAUUAACUUCUUAGGGAUGGAACUGCAAGCUGUUUCACCUUCAGUUUUGCAUCCCCCUAUGUCAGAGAAAGCAAUUAGAGCAAAGAAGAAGUAUCUCAGACAAAAGGAAGUUGGAGCUUUGGAAUUGAGAAAUGCCUGGGAGGGGAAUCGGAGGAAAUUGGAGAAAUCUUUAGGACAUGGGCAGAUGACCUGGGAUCCUUGGAAGAAUAUUGGAACUGGCAGAGGCUUCUUUCUAGAGGUGAUCUCUUUAAGGCACAUCAGGGAUCAAUUGCCCCAAGAUCUUGUUGAUGCUUAUGACAAAUUCCAAGAGCAAGUGGACAAGCAUCUGGCUCCCGUCAAAGCUAGAAAAGCCUUGGAGGAAGCAGAAAAGAAAGUAGAAGAAGAAGAAGAGAAGUAUGCUCAGAGUGCGGUGGAGGAUCUGACAAAGCUGUGUAUGAAGGUAUCUGCUCCUAUUGAUCUUUUUCAGAGGGCUGAGAAAAUGGUUGGCUUUACAAAUAAUAUGGGUUGUCCCAGGCCAAUCAGCAUACCUGUUUUGGAAGAUGCUUACAUUAUCAAGUUCUCUUGUGUUUUGACAUUAGCAAAAAAGCAUGAAUCCACCAAACGAGAAACAAUGAAACAUUACACUAAUUUGAAAGUAUCUGAUUUGGAUGGAAAUGAAGAAUUGUACUUUUCCAUGGAGAGGGAUGUUGAGAUGAUGGGUGAUAAUAAUCUUUCAGACCCAAAACCUGUGGAUGGGGCUCUUUUGUUGGCUUUGACUAGAUUGGCUUCUGGUGAGCACUUACAUUCUUGCAUUGCACAUUUCUGUGACAGACAAGAUAUAAUACUCUACAGUUUAAGAUUACUGCAAAGCAGUUUAAAUGUUAAUUCAUUGGAUGAAGCACAGUGGAUCCAGGGUAUGGGUGCAAUUCAUGAAAGCCUUAAUCAGAAAUGUCUUCCACUCUGCGCCAAUCACAUAAAUGAUUUAUGUAUGGGGAAAAUCAUCCUUCAGGAUAUUUGUGAACGUGGAUUGAGUUGUCUCUCCUUUGUAUUUUGAAUGUGAUCGAUUUUGAAUGGUAAUUCCUAAUGAUCUCAAGCAGAAUUUCUGGAGCCAUUGAUCACUUCUUUUAUUGAAAGUCAAGGCAGGUAAGUCAGCAUCCACAUUUUUCCAUUUUGGUCGAUUUUUCCUUUGUUCGAUUGGCCAUUUUGGUUGAUUUUUCUAAAGGGCUUAGGUGUAGUGAAGUAUAUUAUCCAAUAAAGUGUAGGCAUAAGU
Molecule: messenger RNA, 2280 nt
Organism: Rubroshorea leprosula
Lineage: Eukaryota; Viridiplantae; Streptophyta; Magnoliopsida; Malvales; Dipterocarpaceae
Source: the annotation of a GenBank genome assembly